CGAUACAAGGAUGUCCCGUUUUAUAUAAAACGGUUAAUCCUAAUUAUGUAUCGCCGUAUUUCAAUUUUUGAAUGAAAGUUGAUUCUGCUAUGAAAAAUAAUUUUUUAUCAUAUAAAUAAUGGUGUAUUUAUAAAAAAUAAGUGUUCAACUAUUGUCUGUAUAGGUUAAGUGCAAUAUAUUUCAAAACGUGAUCAUAUACUUUAAAAUUUUUUUUAUUUAUUAUACGCGGAAUUUCAUAAGUCUUUGAAAUUCUGCCUGUACUGAACAUAAAUGGAUUCUCUACAUCCGCCACCUUUAAAAAAAUAUCGUAGAGUAACAAAUAUUAAUAUUCCUGUCUUAGAAUGCAAACGGGAAUUUAAUUUACCUCACAAGUUUCCAAGCAUGAUUAAUUCAUCCAAAUGUAAUUUUAUACCAAAGGAUUGCAAACAAAUUACUAAUACAGAAGUACAUAAUAAUUUGAAUGGAUUAAAUACCAAAAAGACAUUGGCUACAAGUGGUAUAAAGAAAUUAAGAGUAAAAACAAGAGAUGGUAAAGAUUUAGGAGAAGUUAAAGUACAAUUUUUGCCUCAAAAAAACAUAUUAAAUACUCAAAAGAUUAUUUAUAAUCAACAGAUUAAAAGUUAUAAAAAAAAUAAUGCUGUUAAUUUUUCUGUAGCUUCAAAAGAUAACAUUAAUGGAUUGAAGUCAUUGGGAUCUCGAUCAUAUGAUAGAGAUUUACAGAAAUUUCCUACAGAAGCACAACAUUGUGCUGUAGAACCACAAUUCAUUGUAAAAACUAUAACUCCUAGAGAAUUAUCAAUAGCUAUUAAUAAGAAAUCGGCUGAAAUUCAAAAUAAAAAUAAGAGUAUAUCUAAAAAACAUUAUAUUUUAGCCAAAGUAAAUGAAAUAAGUGAAAAUGAUAAAUUAUUAUUAUUAAGCGAGAAUGGACAUGAAUCAUUACAUACUGCCCCAAAAACUAUGCAGUUAAUAAAUAAUAAUAUAACAUCGAUAAACAAAGAAAAAGAUGAAGUUUUACUUAAAAAAGAGGAAUGUAUUUUCAAGAAUAAUAAAAAAAAUGUAAUAAAUGGUAAUAAUAAUAUAAUUAUAGAACCAGAAAUCUUGAGAAAAACAAAUAUAUCAAAUCUUAAAAAUUCAAUGACUCAAUUAGCAGAAUCAAAAUUUCCUCUGGUAAAAUGUGAAAAAUUAUCUGUCUCUAGUAAUGUAGUAAGUAAAACUAAAGUUAAUGUCAAUAGAAUCUCUUUGAAAGCAACUAAUAAAAAACAAUGUUCUAAUUUAAAUAUAGAUAACUAUUCUAAAGUUUUCUCUUCAGAAAAAAUCUUUAAAUCAAAUAAUAAUCUAUGUAAUUCAAGAAUUAAUGAAAACAAAAAAUAUAAAACUAUUAUAAAAAAAGCUACAAAUAUUGUACCAAAAAACUUUAAUAAUAAAAUUAAUGAUUGUAAUGAAGACGAUGUUGUAAUAAUAUGUGAAAAAAAUGCAACUUCUAAUAACAUAAAACAAUAUUCUAAUAAUACACAAGAAGAAAGUUAUAUUCCUGUAAAUAAUAAAAAUAUAGAUAAGAAAACUCAAAGUAUAUUUAAUGAGGUAAAUAAUAAAUUAGAUCUUUGUGAAAAUAGAACAAUUUGUAACAAUGAUAAUAUAUUAAAUAAUGAGUCUAAAUUUGAUGAAACAAAUGUUGAAAAGAUUAAUUAUAACAUGAAAAAAGAAAAAUUAUUAGACUGUUUAAAUAUAAUUAAAGAAGCACUGAUUAGUGUAAAAGAUGAAGAAUUACAAAUUAAAGCUUUAAAUGCACUUGCAGAAUGUGGCAUAGGUAUAGCAAAACAGAUUCCAAUUACUCCACUUGAAAAAUUAAAAACAGUUCAUGAUUCUCAAAUUCAAACUGAUGUAUUUGGACUUCUUGAUAUGAAAAGUUUUAUAUUAGUGAAAGAAGAUAUGCCUGUUCUAGAAAGAAUAAAACAAAUAGAACAUUCAACUGUUGAUUUUCUUCCUAUUAUAAAAGAAGUACAAACUCAAACAAAAAUACAAAUACAACCUAAAACUAAACAAAAUAAUAAUAUGAAUGUAAACCCUACAUGGUCUUCAAUAUCUUUAGAAGAUACAUUAAAUUUAGAAGAUUAUUUUAAUAAAUACUUUAAUGACAAUAAUGAUGUAAACAGAGUAAAAAAAGUAUUAUCAACACCACAUUACUUAUAUAAGAAAGUCUCUGUGCAAAUAGAAAAAGAUUAUGAAGAAAUGCAGCAUUGGGAUAAUAAUGGGAUGUUAAAUAUACAUCGAGCAGUACUAAAUAAUCAGCUGUAUGAACUGCAAAGACUAUUAUUAAUUUUAAAAGCAUCAAAAACUAAUAUUGAUGCAUUAACAGAAGAUGGAAUGACAAGUUUGGAAUUAGCAAUUAAGAGCAAUGCAUCUAAUGAUAUAGUGGAUCUUUUAUUAAAAGCUGGAGCAAAACCACUUUCAUUAGAACUUCUUCAUGAAUCUGCAAUAAUCAUAGCUAGUAAACAAUCAUCUCCAUUUUUAUUACAGUUACUAAAUUAUGUAAUAGAUCCUAAGCUACUUAAUCGAGUGGAUUCAUUAGGAAUGGCACCAUUGCACUAUUGUUCAUUAAAUGGCUAUAUAGAUGGAGUUAAUGCAUUAAUAAAAAGUGGAGCAGAAGUGAAUCUAAAGGAUAACCGUUCAGGAAGAACACCAUUUUUUCAUGCUCUUGAAAAUAAUCAUGUAUCAGUAGCGCAAAAAUUAUUAGAAUGUGGCGCUAUUGCGGAUUUACCAAACUUUUCCGGACAAUCUGUUCUAACUUUGUUGGACGAAACAAAAAGUUUUUUAUUCAGGAUAAGCAAAUAAUAAUAAUUUAAUUCUCAAUUUUAUGAGUUUAUUUUGAAUCUGAGAAAAUUGUAGAAUUAUCUUUUCAUUUUAUAUAUUCCUUUUUCAUAAUUUGUU
Messenger RNA from Apis florea (little honeybee), 2928 nucleotides. RefSeq lists its product as uncharacterized. Lineage: Eukaryota; Metazoa; Arthropoda; Insecta; Hymenoptera; Apidae. Gene Ontology annotation, biological process: cellular response to tumor necrosis factor. The record is from RefSeq and is a predicted model, not a curated record. Gene Ontology annotation, molecular function: NF-kappaB binding. Gene Ontology annotation, cellular component: cytosol.